This is a messenger RNA of Culex quinquefasciatus (southern house mosquito), 1019 nucleotides long. Its product is annotated as farnesol dehydrogenase. The record is from RefSeq and is a predicted model, not a curated record. The transcript has 3 exons. NCBI's taxonomy places the organism in Eukaryota, Metazoa, Arthropoda, Insecta, Diptera, Culicidae. The coding region runs from base 198 to 956 and encodes 252 amino acids.
CGAGAUGGGAAAGGAAAAGGGUGUUUCAUCUUCAGGCGUUUCAUUUAGAGAUUGCUUUCCCGUAUAGAGCCCUAAGACGAAGUUCUUCUUUGAAAUCCUUUAGGCUUAUUCAGUUCUCACAAGUUCGUGGUUUUUGAGCGACGCUGAACUUCAAAACCAACACGCAGUUCCAAUUCGUUCACCGAACAGAGAGCAGCAUGGAUCGCUGGCAGGGAAAGGUAGCUAUCGUGACCGGUGCCAGUUCCGGCAUGGGUGCCGCCACAGCCGUAAAACUAGCUUCGGCCGGCAUGAUCACCGUUGGACUGGCCAGACGCGUCGAACGGGUGCAGGCGUUGCGAGACAACUUGUCGGCGGAGAUCGCAGCGCGGUUGUACCCGUUCCGAUGUGACGUGUCCUGCGAGGAGGACAUCCUGAAGGCAUUUGCCUUUGUUGAAGACAAAUUUGGCGGGGUGGACGUUCUGAUCAACAACGCUGGAACGUACAAGUGUGUGGAUUUGCUGGCCGAGGAUAAUUCCGAUGUGCUGAGGGAAUCGCUGGCCGUGAACGUGUUGGCCGCGGCCUUUUGUAGCCGUGAAGCUGUGAAAUCGAUGAAACGCCGUUCCGUCGCAGGACACAUCAUCCUAAUCAACAGUAUCGAGGGCCACAAGGUGCCAGUUUACCCCGGGGCCAAUCUGUAUCCGGCCGGCAAGCACGCCAUCACGGCCAUUACGGAAACCAUACGGAACGAGCUCCGGACGGCGGGAACCAAAAUCAAGGUCACGAGUGUCAGCCCCGGACUGGUGAAGACUGAAAUGAUAGACGUGUGCGGUACGAUCGCCUACGGCGGAGAAGAUAUUACGAGUUUGCCCAUGCUGCAACCGGACGAUAUUGCCGACGGGAUCCUGUACGUUUUGGGAACACCUCCGCACGUUCAGGUGCACGAGUUGACCAUCAAGCCCGUCGGGGAACCGGUGUAAAGUGAUGUGAUUUUUUUUUCAGAGUUUAUUUUGUAAAUAAUAAAAAUCAUUCACUAUUUACGA